CUGCCGUUCCUCUCGGGGCCGUUACUUCGGGAGAGAGGAUAAAGAGCGUAGGCAGGGGGAGAAAACAGGAUCACAAACGACCCUCCUUCGCCCCCGGCAAAUCCCACUGCGUUUGGGAACUGGAGCGAGCGGAGAAAACGGGCGACGGUGCUGGCUGGGAGAAGCAGCCUGGAGGCGCGGCGACGGAGGAGGGGGUGUUUUUUUGGCAACAGCCUCCACUGAAUUUUCGAAAACAUGUUGGAAACAAUAGACACACAUCGGGCCCUUCAGGCAGUGGAACGCUUGCAGGCCAAACUUCGUGACCGUGGUGACAUAGCAAAUGAAGAGAAGUUGAGCCUCUUGAAGUCAGUCCUGCAGAGCCCUCUCUUCAGCCAGAUCCUGAACCUUCAAUCUUCUUUUCAACUGCUGAGAGAUCAGGUCAGCACUACUUCUUCAACUGCUGAGUUACCACAACUAUCCCAUAUUGGCACUAGCGUGAGCCCCACCCAUAAUGAAUCCUAUUUACUGGCUCGGAAUAAUGGCAACCCAGAGACAUCUAUUGUCUCCAGUCUUCCUCAGAACAAUGGGAGACCCUCUUGUGAUGAGCUUGAACAGUUGAUAGAAAAUAUGUCACAGGGUCGUCAUGUAGAGACUCUAGAGCUUGUCAAACCUAUGAGUGGUGGCUUGGGGUUUAGUGUUGUGGGAUUGAAGAGUGAAAACAGAGGUGAACUGGGAAUAUUUGUGCAAGAAAUACAAGAGGGCAGCGUGGCACACAGAGAUGGAAGGCUAAAGGAAACGGAUCAAAUCCUUGCUAUUAAUGGACAAGCUCUUGAUCAGACAAUUACACAUCAACAGGCUAUCAGCAUCCUUCAAAAAGCGAAAGAUAAUGUCCAGCUAGUUAUCGCCAGAGGCUCCUUGCCUCAACUCAUCAGUCCGAUAGUUUCUCGUUCCCCAUCUGCUGCCAGCACAGUUUCAGCUCACUCCAAUCCGAUCCACUGGCAGCACAUGGAGACCAUUGAACUGGUGAACGAUGGGUCAGGCCUAGGAUUUGGUAUAGUGGGAGGAAAAUCAACUGGAGUCAUAGUUAAAACCAUCCUGCCAGGAGGAGUGGCUGACCAGCAUGGGCGAUUAUGCAGUGGAGACCACAUCCUGAAAAUUGGUGAUACCGAUUUGACAGGUAUGAGCAGUGAGCAAGUAGCACAAGUUCUCAGGCAGUGUGGAAACCGAGUGCAACUGGUGAUUGCAAGAGGUGUUAUGGAAGAGUCACCACUAGCAACUUCCUCAGGCAACCCAUUGUCAUCUUCACUUCCAGCCAUGCCAGAAAAACAGGUGGAGGUUCCUAUAGAGAAAAAUGGAGAGGGUGAGAAAUUUGAUGUGGAGCUCACCAAAAAUAUCCAGGGAUUAGGAAUAACUAUUGCUGGCUACAUUGGAGACAAACAUUCAGAACCUUCAGGUAUAUUUGUGAAGAGCAUUACUAAAAGUAGUGCUGUUGAACAUGAUGGAAGGAUUCACAUCGGUGACCAAAUUAUAGCAGUGGAUGGCACAAAUCUUCAGGGAUACACCAAUCAGCAAGCAGUUGAGGUUCUGCGGCAGACAGGACAAACUGUUAGGCUCACUUUGGUGAGGCGAGGGACUAAACAAGAAGCCCACAGCCAGCCAGACAAGGACGGAACUGCAACUGCUGCAAAACAUGUGGUGUUUUCUUCGCUGGAAACAAAUGUAGCCAAAGAAAAUUGUGAGAAGGAUCAAGAUUCUCCAUCACUGAAGGAAAAUGAAUGCAAAGUCCAAGUUGUAGAGGAAGAUAAGUCAACACUGCCAGGCUAUGAGUUAACAUCAACUGAAGAUGAACAGGAAGAAGGGGAAGAAGAAGUAUUGCGGAAGAAGUGGCAAAGAAUUAUGGGUGUUAAUUAUGAAAUAGUGGUGGCCCAAGUGAAUAAAUUCAGCGAGAACAGCGGGUUGGGAAUCAGUUUGGAAGCAACUGUGGGACAUCAUUUCAUCCGAUCUGUUCUCCCAGAAGGCCCUGUUGGACAUAAUGGAAAGUUAUUUAGUGGAGAUGAACUAUUGGAAGUGAAUGAAAUAUCUUUGCUUGGUGAAAAUCACAAAGAUGUAGUGAACAUUUUAAAAGAGCUGCCCAUCAAGGUGACAAUGGUCUGCUGUCGUCCAGUUGCUCCCUGUGGUUCAGAUAGUUUGGAUCUCACUGACAUCCAGCUGAUUGAAAAGCCUCAUGUAGACCUUGGUGAAUUCUUUGGGUCUUCAGAGACUGAAGAUACUACUUUGGAGCUGACUGCUGUGAAUCAGAAUAUGGAAGAAGUGCAAGGAUCCCCUUUAGCGAUGUGGGAAACUGACAUUCAGAAUAUUGAACUGGAAAAGGGGAAUAUUGGGCUUGGUUUUAGCAUAUUAGAUUAUCAGGACCCAGUUGAUCCCACAAGCACGGUAAUCGUAAUUCGCUCAUUAGUCUCUGGGGGUGUAGCUGAACAAGAUGGAAGACUUCUUCCUGGAGAUCGACUUAUGUUUGUCAAUGACAUUAAUUUGGAAAAUGGCAGCCUUGAAGAAGCCGUCCAAGCCUUGAAAGGGGCACCUACUGGAACUGUUAGAAUUGGAGUUGCAAAACCCUUACCUCUUUCACCAGAAGAAGGUUAUGUUUCUACUAAGGAAGAUUCCUUUUUCUACACUGCCCAGUCAUUUGAGGAGGAAGGGCCAGCUGAUGCAGCCCUCUUCCAUGCAGAGUUGGCUCUGGUGGAUUCAGGUGAAGCAGACCUACAAGACGAAUGUGCCUCUAUGUCUCAGUAUCCUCCUGACACCGAAAGUACCUUCCAAGCCUCUAUUUUAGCUCUGCAUGGCAGCACCUGUAAAGAUAGCCUGAACUAUAGCCUCACUUUUCCAUCAUCUACUCCCAAGGAUGUAGGGAGAAAAUCGUCUGACGCAGCACUUGAUUUGCAAAUAUCCAGUCAGGAUCUCUACAACAUGGAUCUAACUCAAAGAGAGGAAGAGAACCAGUUGAUGGGGGACUUUAACACAGUAUCUGCUACUAGUUUUCCUGAAAAAGAUCUCACAUUUGUAGAUACUGAGGAGAAACAAGAUGAAUGUGAAAACACACAAAAUUGGACUGGAUCCCAGCCAGCAUCUGAAGUUAUGCCAAAUGUAAAUCUUUCUUCUUCAGGGCUACCUGAUUCCACAGGAAAAGAUUCAGGAUAUUUACUGGAAGAGAUCUCACAAAACACCAUUGAUGAUUGUCUCUCACUCAAAAGGUCAUCCAGAAAAUCAUUUGAGAAGACUAUUAUUGUUGAAAAAGGCAAUUCUAGUCUUGGAAUGACGGUAAGUUCUAAUAAAGUUGGCUCAGGAAUGAUAGUUCGCAGCAUCAUUCAUGGUGGAUCCAUCAGCCGUGAUGGACGAGUCGGUGUGGGGGACUGCAUCUUAUCCAUUAAUGAAGAAUCCGCCCUUAACAUAACCAGUGCCCAAGCUCGAGCUAUGCUGAGGAGACAUUCUCUUAUUGGACCUGACAUAAAAUCUUCUCCAGCACCUGCUGAUGAUCAGGCCCCCUUUUAUGUAAUUACCUAUGUGCCAGCAGAGCACUUAGAAGAGUAUACAGCAACCUUAGGGCAGCAACCUGAAGGGACUGUGCCGCCGGAUAUGUUUUCUUCUUGCAAUGUCAGAGAAAUUCCAGAACUACCAGAACGUGAAGAAGGAGAGGGAGAAGAAAGUGAACUUCAGAAUGUGGCUUACAGUAAUUGGAAUCAGCCCAGGCGAGUUGAGCUCUGGAGAGAACCCAGCAAAUCCCUGGGCAUCAGCAUUGUUGGUGGACGAGGCAUGGGAAGUCGGCUAAGCAAUGGUGAAGUUAUGAGGGGCAUCUUCAUCAAACAUGUUUUGGAAGACAGCCCAGCUGGCAAAAACGGAACCUUAAAAACUGGAGAUAGAAUAGUGGAGGUGGAUGGACUUGACCUCAGAGACGCAAGCCAUGAGCAAGCUGUGGAAGCCAUACGGAGAGCAGGCAACCCUGUAGUAUUUAUGGUCCAGAGCAUUAUAAACAGACCGAGGCCAGGGUCUCUGUAUAACUCUCCAUCUGCAUCUGCUCUCAGUGGGCAGAAGCCUGCUAACCCAUUUUACCAUCAGUCAUCUCAGAAAUCCCUUUUGCCUUCCUUGCCGCACAACCUUUACUCUAAGCCUAUCUUCAGCAGCACUAAUCCAUUCGCUGAUUUUCUCCAGUUCAACAUUGACAAGGCUAUACAGAAUCCAAGUAAAGUUACCUUCCGUUGUUCCCCAACUAACCCUUUUGCUCCCACACCAUUUAAGGCAUCGAGCCAGUCAGAUUCAGAGCCAGAAAAGGCUGCAUUGUGUAGCUUGUCUUUGACCUCUGCAGCAUUUUCAGAAAUGAGCUCUGAUACUGCACAGUCAUCUUCUAGCAAAAUCCCAGAAGAUGUGGAUAAAGAGGACGAGUUUGGUUACAGCUGGAAAAAUAUAACUGAGCGCUAUGGAACUCUAGCAGGUGAAUUACAUAUGAUUGAGUUGGAGAAAGGCCGGGCUGGUCUGGGACUAAGUCUUGCUGGCAAUAAAGACCGUUCCAGGAUGAGUGUCUUUAUAGUAGGCAUUGAUCCAAAUGGUGCAGCUGGGAAAGAUGGACGGUUGCAGAUUGCAGAUGAACUGCUAGAGAUAAAUGGGCAAAUUCUUUAUGGAAGAAGUCAUCAGAAUGCCUCUUCAAUAAUUAAAUGUGCCCCAUCUAAAGUAAAAAUUAUCUUUAUCAGAAAUAAAGAUGCAGUUAGUCAGAUGGCUGUUUGUCUUGGGAAGUCUGUAGAAACUUCACUUUCAAACUCUGGGACUCUUCAGAAUCAGGAGGUUGAACCAUGUGCUACUUCAGUAACUGUUGCAGACUUUGCUUCCUUUAAAAAUGUCCGACAUCUGGAACUUCCUAAGGAUCAAGGAGGAUUAGGCAUUGCUAUCAGUGAAGAUGACACACUUAAUGGAGUUGUCAUUAAGAGUUUAACGGAUCAUGGAGUAGCAGCAAGGGAUGGACGAAUCAAAGUUGGAGAUCAGAUCUUGGCAGUAGAUGAUGAAGUUGUUGUGGGGUAUCCUGUGGAAAAGUUUAUCAGUCUGCUGAAGACCUCAAAGGCCACAGUAAAACUUACAAUUAAUGCAGAGGAUCCAGAUGCUCAGCCUCCCCAGUCUGCACUCAGCACUACCAAUGGAGACAAAAUGAACAUAUUACAGCCCGAGACAGUUCCAACUGAGCCUGAGUCUCUCAGAAGUUCAAGCCGGUCAUCCACUCCUACCUUUUCUUCGGAUCCAGUUACCUGUCCCAUCAUCCCUGGGUGUGAAACAACAAUUGAUAUUUCUAAAGGACGUACUGGGCUUGGGCUGAGUAUUGUUGGAGGGGCAGACACUUUACUGGGUGCAAUUAUUAUCCAUGAAGUUUAUGAAGAAGGAGCAGCCUGCAAAGAUGGAAGGCUCUGGGCUGGAGAUCAGAUAUUAGAGGUGAAUGGAAUUGAUCUGAGGAGUGCCACACAUGAUGAAGCUAUAAAUGUCCUGAGGCAAACUCCACAGAAAGUUCGCUUAACUGUCUACAGAGAUGAAGCCCAGUACAAGGAGGAGGAUAUGUAUGAUAUCCUGAAUAUAGAACUACAGAAGAAACCAGGGAAAGGUCUUGGAUUAAGCAUUGUUGGUAAAAGAAAUGAUACCGGUGUGUUUGUGUCGGACAUUGUGAAAGGAGGAAUUGCAGAUACAGAUGGAAGACUGAUGCAAGGAGACCAGAUACUAAUGGUCAAUGGGGAAGAUGUGCGAAAUGCCACCCAGGAAGCUGUUGCUGCUUUGCUAAAGUGUUCUCUAGGUACAGUAAAAUUGGAAGUUGGACGAAUCAAAGCUGGCCCAUUCCAUUCAGAAAGGAGGACAUCCCAGAGCAGCCAGGUGAGUGAAGGUAGCCUGUCAUCUUUCACUUUCCCGCUUUCUGGCUCCAGUGCACCUGAUGCUUUGGAAAGUGGCCCAAAGAAAAAUGCAUUGGCAUCUGAAAUACAGGGAUUAAGAACAGUUGAAAUUAAAAAGGAUCCUGCUGAUUCCCUGGGAGUCAGCAUUGCUGGAGGCGUGGGCAGCCCACUUGGAGAUGUACCUAUUUUCAUUGCAAUGAUGCACCCAAAUGGAGUUGCAGCUCAAACCCAAAAACUCAGAGUGGGGGAUAAGAUUGUUAGUAUUUGUGGAACAUCAACUGAGGGUAUGACUCACUCUCAAGCUGUUAGCCUAUUGAAAAAUUCCUCUGGAUCCAUUGAAGUACAGGUAGUUGCUGGAGGAGAUGUAAGUGUUGUCACCAGCCAGCAACAGGAUCCAACAAGUUCUGGGCUUUCAUUUGGAGGAUUGACCUCCAGCACUAUUUUUCAGGAUGAUUUAGGGCCUCCUCAAUAUAAGACUAUUACCCUAGAUAGAGGACCAGAUGGGCUUGGUUUUAGCAUUGUAGGUGGAUAUGGGAGCCCUCAUGGAGACUUGCCCAUUUAUGUUAAAACUGUAUUUGCAAAGGGAGCAGCCGCUGAAGAUGGACACCUGAAAAGAGGUGAUCAGAUCAUUGCCGUUAAUGGACAGAGUCUAGAAGGUGUUACCCAUGAAGAAGCAGUUGCUAUCCUAAAGCGGACAAAAGGCACAGUCACUCUCACUGUACUCUCCUAAUGUGGCUAAAGAAAAGUGAAAUUUGUUCAAACUUUGUACACAAUAGAAGUAUUUGUCCUACCCCUUGGAUGGGUCUGUGUAUUUCAUGCGGAAGACCUUUUUUUUUAUUUUUCCACCCGCAUUAUUCUUAUAGCGAAUGCAUCUAAUCCAGGAGAGAAGGAAUGUUUGCUUUAGUAAUCCCAUUGCAAAACUGGAAUGUUUGCAGAGAUGUCUGAAAUUUUGUAAUAGAGGGGUAAAAGUAGUAAGUGCAGAAACAGUCAAGACAGAAAAAGAAGUAUUGGUUCCCAUAAAAAUGCAAAAAAGAUUUAACUAGCAGGGGGAAGACUAAUCUAAGACACUAUGAAAAAUUUAGGUCUUCUGAAAAAAUAGAAUACAGAAUGCUUUAAAGCAAAAGUUGACAUUGGGCAAAGCUGUAGGAGAGUUUUUAGUCAACCCCACAGGCUUGAAUAAUGCAGAAGAGAGCAAGAGACUUCUUGGACCAAGAUUAGACCAAGUACCCUGUCCUGACAUGGUCCAUGACCACCAGAAUAAUCCACCCAUAUCCAGUUUACUUCUCAUAUAUGCCUGUUAAUAUAGUGAGGCUGAUGCAGCAGGAAGCAGGCAGAGUAAAAUACAGCAACAGCUAAGAAAACUGGAAUCUUUUAAUGCUGAUUUUUAACACCAAAGCAAUGGUGCAACUGUCUACAAUUAGUACUAAUUUUAAUUACAGAAAAAUAACAAUAUUAGUAAUUGUGUUGGCAUGCUAAUGUUAAAGUAGACAAGGGGAUUAGCAUAACACUUCAUUUCACUAUGGUAGAUUAGCAUUUUAAAAUAUAAUAGCCUGAGAUUAACAAAAAAGGCAGGAAGCUGUUUCUUGAGACAGCUGAAGAAUUAUAUCGUGUUCCUAUUUUAGAGUGUGAAACUUAACAUUAGACUGUUAAGUCACUUUAACUGUUACCUGUAUUUGUAGUAGGAGUAGUAUGCAGAUAUUUUAUUACUUCAUUCUUGUGUAAAUGCAGAGUUGAAGUGAAUAAAAGUGAACCUGUUUCAUUAAUGAGUGAA
Tachyglossus aculeatus (Australian echidna) is the source of this 7662-nucleotide messenger RNA. RefSeq names its product multiple PDZ domain crumbs cell polarity complex component (gene MPDZ). Bases 235 to 6621 code for a protein of 2128 amino acids. NCBI's taxonomy places the organism in Eukaryota, Metazoa, Chordata, Mammalia, Monotremata, Tachyglossidae. Gene Ontology annotation, molecular function: protein binding. The transcript is spliced from 50 exons. The record is from RefSeq and is a predicted model, not a curated record.